Molecule: messenger RNA, 2084 nt
Organism: Jatropha curcas
Lineage: Eukaryota; Viridiplantae; Streptophyta; Magnoliopsida; Malpighiales; Euphorbiaceae
Gene: MAP65-5
Product: microtubule-associated protein 65-5
Biological process (GO): microtubule cytoskeleton organization
Cellular component (GO): spindle; cytoplasm
Molecular function (GO): microtubule binding
Source: RefSeq, a predicted model, not a curated record
AUCAGUACCUCACUUUUCAAAAGGGGAUUCUGCACGCGCUCUCAAAUACGGAAAUUAAAUUUUCGGGAUCCUCACUCCAAAUGCUACUGCUGAACAAAGAAUAGAAGAAAAGAAAACGCUCGUCAGUCGUAACGCCUCUCUCUUGCCUCCUCUCUGUAUGAUUUCGGCUUGUUUAGGGUUUUGAGUUUUUCUGAUGAUGACGACCUUCUUCUCUGCGGUCUCUCCUUCUCGCACUACUUGCGGUUCUCUCCUUCAUGAAUUGCAGCAAAUUUGGGAUGAAAUUGGGGAGACUGACGGUGAAAGAGACAAAAUGCUCUUGGAACUUGAGCAAGAGUGUCUUGAUAUAUACCGAAGAAAGGUUGAAAUGACUAGAAUGUACAAAGCUGAUUUGCUUCAAUCAUUGGCCAGUGCUGAAGCUGAAAUUGCUAAACUUAUUUCUGCACUUGGAGAAAAUGCUUCCUUUUCACGGGGGAAUGGUACUCUAAAGCAGCAAAUAUCUGCUCUAAAACCAGUACUAGAAGAUUUGAGAUUGAAGAAGGAUGGUAGAAUGAAAGAAUUUUAUGAGACACAGUUGCAGAUUGAUGUGAUUUGUGCAGAAAUAGCAAGCACUGUUGAUUCUAUAAAGUCGAUUGAGCCACAAGUUGAUGAACAAGAUUUAACUGUGAAGAGAUUGGGAGAGGUUAAGUCACACCUGAAGGAUCUUCAGAGUGAAAAGAGCUUGCGAUUACGGAAGGUUAACAGCAACAUUAGCAUGAUCCAUGACCUAUCAGCUGUAAUGUCAAUUGAUUUCUUUAAGAUUGUUAAUGAUGUUCAUCCUGGCCUGACUGCUUCUGCAAAUGGUCAAUCCAAGAGCAUUAGCAAUGACACGAUUGCUAGAUUAACAGCUGUAAUACAGUCACUAAAGCAGGAGAAGCAACAAAGGCUGCGAAAGCUUCAAGAUCUUGGGCGCACACUGCUAGAGCUAUGGAAUCUCAUGGACACACCUAAUGACGAACAAAGAAAAUGGGACCAUGUUAGGAUCUUAAUAUCUUCCACAGUAGAUGAGGUCUCAAGACAUGGGUGCCUUGCUCUUGAAGUUAUUGAGCAGAUUGAGGUUGAAGUAGAGCGAUUGAAUGUUCUCAAAGCCAGUAAGUUGAGAGAAUUAGUUUUAAAGAGGCAAAAUGAGCUGGAAGAAAUCUACAAAGGAGUUCAUAUGGAUGUAGAUAGUGAUGCAGCAAGGCAAAUCCUCAUUAGUCUCAUAGAAUCUGGUAACGUUGAUCUGUCUGAUCUGCUUUUAAGCAUGGAUGAUCAGAUCAGAAAAGCAAAAGAGCAAGCUUUAAGCCGGAAGGAUAUUUUGGACAAGGUAGAGAAAUGGAAAUGUGCAUCUGAAGAAGAAAAGUGGCUUGAUGAAUAUGAAAAGGAUGAAAAUCGAUAUAGUGCAGGAAGAGGAGCACACAAAAAUCUGAAACGUGCAGAAAAGGCACGGGUUCUGGUCAGCAAAAUACCAUCUAUUGUGGAAAAUUUGACUGCAAAAGUGAAAGCGUGGGAGUUGGAGAAAGGAAUCACCUUCUUAUAUGAAAAGGCUCCUAUCUUGAAAACUUUGGACGAAUAUACUGUGCUGAGGCAGGAAAGAGAAGAAGAGAAGCGACGUUCUCGAGAGCAAAAACGUCAGCAAGAACAAUUUGCUGCUGAGCAAGAGGCAAUUUAUGGUUCAAGACCAACAGUAAAGAAGCCUCUGGGGCAAAGCACCAGUGCUAACACCAUAGCCGGAUCACCUCUGGCCCGUCGUGUGGCCACUCCUGGCCGUCAUGCGUUCUCUUCUGGGAAGGAACGCAGAGAAAGCAGGAUGCAUAAUGCAACACCUGUGAACUAUGUCGCUCUUCCAAAGGAUGAUUCAGCCUCUAGAGGUAGCUAGUCUCUGCUCAUGUGCUUUAGAAGUUAAUGUAAAUCAUUCUUCAUUUUUAGGAUGCUUGACGCACUUCUGCUUUCUUUCCUUUUUGGAAAAAUUUUUUUGAUAGCAAUUUACAUGGAUUAGCCCAAAACAAAAUUUAGCUCAAGUGUUAUUCCAAACGAGAAAAUACAAGCCCAAUGGGUUCAGUAGCCAA